GUCAUAGAUUCCUUAAUUUAUUCUGACAUAUUGUUGAAUAUGUUUCGUAAUAAAUUCCAAAAAGGAUAUUUAUCGAUCUUAUACAGCUGUGGAGGAGCACCUCUUGAACUCUGGUCUACACAUGUUCAGAACGGAUUUAUAAGAAGAGUUACUGAUCAAGAAAUAAAUUCAUUAGCGUUAGAAAUAGCUGGGACAAAUGUUUCAACAACUUAUAUUUAUACCCCUAAAGAUCCAAAGACAUCAUUAGGAAUUGAGCUUCCUUUUUGCAUCAUGAUUGUAAAAAAUAUGAGAAGAUACUUUACUUUUGAAAUUACAGUCUUAGAUGAUAAACGUAUGCAUAGAAGAUUUCGUCUAAGUAAUUUUCAAAAAUUAGUUACAAUCAGACCCUUCAGUACAACACUACCUUUAUGCUUAAGAGGUGGAUGGGCCCAACUACAAUUUAAUCUUCCAGAUUGUGUAAAAAGAGCAUAUAAAUCUAAUUAUGUAGAAACGACAAGAAUACAAAUUAAUGCCAACUGUCGAAUUCGCCGCAUUUACUUUGCUGACAGAUUAUAUAGUAUGGAUGAAUUGCCGGAAGAAUUUAAAUUAGUUUUGCCUUUACCAAAAUGUGUUCGAGCAGGAGAUAAAAGAAGUAAAGAUAGAACAUCGAAAAAUUUAAAAGAUCAAUUAUCUAAUGGGUCACAACCUCCAUUACUAACUUCUCAACGUACAUCAGUUGAAGUUCUUCCUUUAUCUUCUACGUCAGCCAUAAAAACUGCUGAAGAACAGCCUAAAUUAGAUAUACAUGUUCCCAGUGCAGAUUAUGGAGAAGAAACUGAUAGAGAAAUAGAACAUGAUUCUGAAUUCGAAGAAAGUUUUACAAAAGAUGAAGAGAAAAUAGAUGAACUUAAUGAAGUGACAUCAAUCGAAGAUAAACAAUCCGUGGAUGAUGAAGGAUUUGAUAUUGGUGAUGAACAAAAAUCCGUAGAUAAUGAAGAGGAAUCAUUGAGUAUCGAACAACGUGAAGAAAAUUAUUUCAAUAACUCCGACGAACAAAAUAAUAUUAAGAAAUACGUAGAAUCAUAUUAAAUAAUUUAUCGAGCUUUUGAUAAAAUUUAGUA
Chelonus insularis is the source of this 1100-nucleotide messenger RNA. RefSeq names its product cilia- and flagella-associated protein 20-like. Gene Ontology annotation, cellular component: motile cilium; ciliary basal body. The record is from RefSeq and is a predicted model, not a curated record. Gene Ontology annotation, biological process: cilium assembly; positive regulation of cell motility; regulation of cilium beat frequency involved in ciliary motility. Lineage: Eukaryota; Metazoa; Arthropoda; Insecta; Hymenoptera; Braconidae. The coding region runs from base 40 to 1068 and encodes 342 amino acids. The transcript has 4 exons.